AUGUCUUUAUCAAAAGGUCUGAAAAGGAAAGUGGACAACGACAACAGAGCAUAUAAAGAGGAAUGGAGAGACAACUUUGCCUUUAUCUUACCCGGUUUCACAAAUGGAAAGCCCAUGUGUCUUAUCUGCAACGAAGUUAUCGCGGUUUGCAAAGGGUACAAUAUCAAGCGGCAUCACGAAACAAAGCAUGGCUCCUUCAACGUUGCUUAUCCGCUCCUGUCUGAGGCGCGAAAACGCAAAAUUCAAGCGCUGUCAGAGGGUUAUGCAAAGAGUAGCAGGAUCCUAAUGCGAGGUCUCACAUCCCAAGAAAAAGCCACAAGUGCGUCCCUAAAAGCGUCUUGGUUGCUCGCACGACACAACAAGCCUUUCACCGAUGCAGAGCUUUUCAAAGAUGUCAUGAUUGCUGUGUUGGAGGAAAUAGCUGACGAUAAGUCCAUGGAUGGAGUCAUUGCCUCUGUCAAACAGAUACCCCUUUCUGCGAGGUCCGCUACUCGCCGCAUAGACGCCUUAUCAAAUGCUGUGCAGGGAGCUGUUAUCAGUGACCUCAAUCACGCUAAGUACUUCUCCUUAGCGGUGGACGAGAGCACUGACAACACAGAUGUUGCCCAGAUGUGCGUCUUUGUUAGAUACUUUGAUGGGAAAGAAUUUAAGGAAGACCUGCUGGCUUUUAUUCCGCUGGAGGGGCAAACUACUGCUGACAUAAUUUUCACUAAAUUGUCUGAGCGGUUUGAACGACUUUCGUUGUCCUUUGAGAAGGUUAACCUUCUCGUAACAGAUGGAGCCCCUGCUAUGGUGGGAAAGCACAGAGGUUUGGUAAGCAGGUUGAAGGAGGUCGCUCCCCAAAUGCAAGGACUGCAUUGCCUCAUCCACCAAAGUGUCCUCUGUGCCAGGCUGAGUGGUGAGUUAAAGGGAAUCAUGGACAAAGUGAUGCGCAUCAUCAAUUUUAUCAGGGGUACAUCAAGCACCCAGCAUCGGCUUUUCCGACAGCUUGUGGCUGACUCAGAGGAGGCCACCCACGGUGACCUUCUGCUUCAUAAUGGCGUGCGCUGGCUGAGUAAGGGGAAAGCGCUGGAGCGCUUCUGUGCGCUUCUAGAUGAAGUGAAGAUCUUCCUACGAUCGGGCAAGAGGGCAGCAGAUCAUCUUGUCCUAAUAGAGGACGAUGAGUUCAUGGCUAAUGUGGCAUUUUUAGCUGAUACAUUUGGCCAUCUAAACACGCUCAACUUACAGCUACAGGGGAGGGGAAAAACCAUCGUUGACAUAGUGGAAAAACUCCAAUCAUUCACGGCAAAGCUAGCGUUGUUGGACUCAGACAUGUCAACUGGCAGCCUACUGCAUUUUAACACACUGAAAACACGGGCAGCAGGGAGAGUGACCGGUCUGAUGGUUGAGUUCAUCAAGCAACUACGCGCAAACUUUGCAUCUAGGCUGGAGGACUUUUCUGUCCCAAGAGACGUAAUUGCUUUUGUGCGUGACCCUCUCGCAAUCCGAUCAAGUGGAGAACUCUCCUCGCUGGCUAAAACAGUAUUGCCCUCUUUGGAUGAGGCUAAAUUUGAGAUGGAGCUCAUAGAUUUUCAAACAACCUCUUUGGUCAAAGACGCCUACAGAUCAGCAGGAUCAGUGAGUGACUUCUGGAUCGCAUGUUCAGAGGAGUACGGGGCCAUAAAGAAACUGGCGAUGUACGUCUUAACAAUGUUCCCCUCCACAUACACAUGCGAGUCGGCAUUCUCCUCAAUGAAUGCAAUUACGACAUACGAGAGGAAUAGACUUACAAAUGAAAACCUGGAAAACUGCCUGCGGAUUUCAGUGACGUCUGUAACACCAGACAUUAAAAAAAUUGCGACAAGUGGAAAAUGCCAAUUUUCCCAUUAA
Messenger RNA from Clupea harengus (Atlantic herring), 1869 nucleotides. RefSeq names its product SCAN domain-containing protein 3-like. The coding region runs from base 1 to 1869 and encodes 622 amino acids. NCBI's taxonomy places the organism in Eukaryota, Metazoa, Chordata, Actinopteri, Clupeiformes, Clupeidae. The transcript has a single exon. The record is from RefSeq and is a predicted model, not a curated record.